This is a messenger RNA of Helianthus annuus (common sunflower), 1274 nucleotides long. RefSeq names its product protein SLOW GREEN 1, chloroplastic. Gene Ontology annotation, molecular function: protein binding. The transcript has a single exon. The coding region runs from base 114 to 1106 and encodes 330 amino acids. NCBI's taxonomy places the organism in Eukaryota, Viridiplantae, Streptophyta, Magnoliopsida, Asterales, Asteraceae. The record is from RefSeq and is a predicted model, not a curated record.
UAUAAAGUUUUAUUCAACAACACCAUCUCUUCAUCUUCCAUCUCCCCUCUCCCAAACCUGUCAAAACCCUUAAAAAACCUUAAACCAGAAAACCCCAACUCCAACCUGCAUCAAUGGACUCAACUCUCUCACUCACACUCAAACCAUCAUUCCACCAAAAACCCACAAUCUUCAACCCACCCACUUCAACCUUUACCAAAUCAACCCACCCUUAUCCCCUCUCAAAACCCUCCAAACUACCCACCCUCAAAAUCACCGCCACCAAAACCACCACCACCCCCACCAACCCAAUCAUCCAAACCCUCAAACUCACCGCCCGCACCAUCAUAUUCUCCGCCACCACCGCUGCCGUUAUCUCCAAUUUCCAAAAAUACACCGCCAUAGCCGAACCAAUUACCCAAAGUACCACAACCACCGAAACCGAAACCGAAACCAAACCCGAAACCGUAACCGAAACCAAACCCGAAACUGUGUUGCCGGAGUUUCUAGAAUCCAAUUCAGAAGCUGUUGACGCUAUGAAAACAUUACUUGAAAAGAAACUAGAAGCAGGGGAGGAUGAGGAAAGUUUGAAAAUCUUGAAAAAACUCGUGUCGGCCCAGCCCGAAAACCUGGACUGGAAGUUCCUAAUGGCGAGAUUACUAAACGAAAUGGGCGAAAUUGAGCCGGCCCGCGAGGCCUUAGAACAGAUUUUGACACAAAAUCCUUUAUCUUUCGAGGCGUUGUUCGAAAACGCGUUGAUAAUGGACAGUGUGGGAGAGGGUGAGGGGGUGAUCAGGCGGUUGGAAAAGGCGUUAGCGAUUGCGGAGGAGGAGAAGAAGGAGAAGGAGGCUAGAGAUGUGAGGUUGAUUAUAGCGCAGUUUCAGUUUUUGCAGAAGAAUGUUGAUGAGGCUUUGAGGAGUUAUGAUGAGCUUUUGAAUGAGGAUCCGAAUGAUUUUCGACCGUAUUUUGCUAAAGGGAUGAUUUAUAGUUUGAUUGAUAAGGAUGAUGAGGCGAAGGUUUGGUUUGCUAAGUAUCGAGAGCUUUCGCCUAAGAAGUAUGAUGUGGAAGGGUAUAUCCGCACGCCGUUGUCAAGAAUGAAGCUUUUUGGGACUGAUGAACAGAAUUGAUGAAUGAAGAGAGUUGGAGUUAACUAAGAUGAGCAGACGGUAUGUUUUCUGUUAUGAUUGAAUCGUUGUUAGCUACAGAUUCAGCAAAUGUUUGUUGUUAAUUGCUAUACUGCUAAAUAAGCAUGAUGGUAUCGUUUUUGAUGGUUUGAUCUCAACUUUGUAGCUCUA